Messenger RNA from Gossypium arboreum, 1567 nucleotides. RefSeq lists its product as uncharacterized. The coding region runs from base 79 to 1446 and encodes 455 amino acids. The transcript has a single exon. The record is from RefSeq and is a predicted model, not a curated record. NCBI's taxonomy places the organism in Eukaryota, Viridiplantae, Streptophyta, Magnoliopsida, Malvales, Malvaceae.
GCAUCAAUAUUCAACGACCCUGCUAAUCCAAUCAAAAUAUACUUUACCCUCUUCCUCUCUAGCAACCCAAUAAAAGAAAUGGAACAAUCAACAGUUCGAAUCAUCUCAGAAUGUUAUGUUACACCACAACAUGUUUCUGAUCAAUCAAAACAGCCUUACUAUUUGACAACAUGGGAUCUUGUUAUGUUGUCUGUACAGUACAUCCAAAAGGGUCUUCUCUAUACCAAACCAGAGAAUAGUUGUGAAGAAAACUUGAUCAACAAUGUCUUGGACCGGCUCAAGCAUUCCCUUUCCAUUGCCCUCGUUCAUUUCUAUCCCUUAUCAGGUCGGCUCGUAACGAGAAUAGAAGAAAACCCAAAGUCUCAUUUCGUGUUUGUGGAUUGUAAUAACAGCCCAGGAGCCAAAUUUAUACAUGCAGCUGUUGGUUUAUCUGUGUCCGACAUUGUUUCACCUACAUAUGUUCCGUUGGUUGUUCAAUCGUUCUUCGAUCAUGAUCGAGCAAUCAACUAUGAUGGUCACACCACACCUUUGUUAUCGAUUCAGGUCACCGAACUGGUAGAUGGGGUGUUCAUAGGUUGUUCAAUGAACCAUGUUCUUGGUGAUGGAGCUACCUUUUGGCAUUUCUUCAACACAUUAUCCGAAAUAUUUCAAGCUCAAGGAGAUACUAAAAUGAAAAUCUCACGUCCGCCAGUGCUAGAGAAGUGGUUUCCAGAGGGUCAUGGUCCAUUACUUAACCUUCCUUUCACCAACCAAGAUGAGUUCAUCACUAGAUUUGAAGCACCCGAGCUUUUAGAGAGAAUGUUCCAUUUCUCAGCAAAAUCCAUUGCAAAGCUCAAAGAAAGGGCUAACACAGAAUCCAACACCACCAAAAUCUCCUCCUUUCAAUCUUUAUCUGCAUUUGUAUGGCGAUCUAUAACAAAGGCACGUCGUUUCCCAAACGAAACAGUCACUGGUUGUAGGUUAGCUAUAAACAAUAGGUCAAGGCUAGAACCAGCUUUACCCCUAGAUUACUUUGGAAACUCAAUUCAAUCUGUUAGAGCAGUGACCACAGCCGGUGAACUGCUCGACAAUAAUCUCGGUUGGGCUGCUAGGAAACUACACCAAGCUGUGGUUAACCAUACAGAUAAACAAGUGCGUGGUUUCGUCAAUGGUUGGCUUGAUUCACCCUUCAUUUACCAGAUUGCUCAGCUUUUUGACCCACAAAGUGUGAUGUUUGGAAGCUCGCCGAGGUUCAACAUGUAUGAAAAUGAGUUUGGGUUAGGGAAAGCAUUGAUGCUUCGAAGCGGAUAUGCCCAUAAGUUUGAUGGGAAAGUUUCGUCGUAUCCAGGACGUGAAGGUGGUGGAAGUGUUGACUUGGAAAUUUGCCUUCCACCAUCUUCAAUGAAAGCUCUUGAAUUAGAUGAAGAGUUCAUGAGUGUUGUUUCUUGUGGUGGAAUUGAUAUUUGAUAAUAAAAUAUAUUGUGGGGUGAAAUAUAGAAAUUUGUUUUUUUAAUUUUGUUAUAUUACGUACACAGUUAUUGUCAUGUUGACAUAUUAAUAUUUAAUUAAAUUUUUAAAGUUAUCUAAA